AAUUAAAAUGCAGAGCCCCCCGGACCGGUGGCCAGGACCCGGGCAGUGUGAGUGCCACUGAAAAUCAGCUCGCGUGCCGCCUUUGGCACGCAUGCCAUAGGUUGCUUAUCACUGUGCUACAGUGGUUGUGAUUUAUGCUUUUUAUUCAUGAAAAUGCACCCACAGCUCAGAGAAGACACAGUCUUAUCAAUAGAAAUAACUAUCUGCUAAAUCUGAAUGUGUGUGUGUGUGUGUGCGUGUGUGUGUGCGUGCGGGCGUAUAAUAUAUUUGCAGAAGAGCUUUCAGAGAUACCUGCCUUUACUCCAGUAUCUCCAUAACUGCGACUGGUGCUGGCAUUUUACUGAUCUUUGACAGCAAGGAGUUCCAUCUGAUAUCCAAUGGGGACACAGGAAAUGCAGAUCCCAGCUGAAUCCAUGACCAAGACAGGAAAUGUUCAAAGUUAUUGCACUUGAAACCCAUGCGGAAGGAAGGACAAGUACCCCAUGCCAGGAACCAGUCAUCCCCCAUAAGGAAAUGCAACCUUUGAUCUGCCACGCUGCAGGUGCUGUAAGUUCACGUGAAUUCAGCUACUGAGUAUAGGCAACAUGUUCUAUAUGCAUUUGUUUAUGAACAAGCGUGGGCCAUUGGCCAAAAUAUGGCUCGCCGCUCACUGGGAGAAGAAGCUCACAAAAACUCACAUAUUUGAAUGCAAUUUGGAGACUACUAUUGAAAAGAUCAUUUCACCAAAGGUUAAAAUUGCUCUGCGCACCUCAGGACACUUGCUUUUGGGAGUGGUGCGAAUCUAUCAUAGGAAGGCAAAGUACCUCUUGGCAGACUGCAGUGAAGCUCUAGUGAAAAUGAAGAUGGCCUUUCGUCCAGGACUUGUUGAUCUUCCAGAAGAGAGCUUUGAAGCUGCUUAUAAUUCCAUUACAUUGCCUGAAGAAUUUCCUGAUUUUGACACACAGCUACCUGACUUGAAUGCCAUUGAUGUUGCUGAACACUUUACUUUGAAUCAGAGCAGACCUGAAGACAUCACACUUCCAGAAGAUUACAGAAUGACUGUGCUUCCCAGUGAUGGGAAUUUUGGUGAGGAGACUGAAAUACUAAGAGGACAUAGCUUCUUCAAUGAUGGCAUAUUAAUGAGUACUAAUAGUCUCUUGCCUGAUCACAGCUCAGUGAGCACCACUGGAGACAAAUCUAUACUACGUGACGACACACAUGAAUUCAAACUUGAUGGUUUUGGAGACGAAGAUGUUCCUGGGGAUAUGAUUGAAAAUCUGCUGAAGACUGAGCAAAAUAGCCUAAUUUAUGAGAUUCUUGAUAUGGAGGAAGAAGUUCCUUUGUCACAGGAACUUCCUGAUGAUAAUGCAGUGGUGAAUUUCAGCUAUGUAGGUUCUAUGCAUCCAGAAGAAAGCCACCAGAUGAGUGAAUCUACGCUGUUGACAAAUGAAAAAGAAGGAUUUACACUUGAGCCUGUUGAUGCUACAGUUGUCAUAGGGAGAAGGAGCUUUAAAAGAAAGAGGAAGUUGCUUGUUGAUGUAGUGAAGGAGCUCAGCAGCAGCACUAUUUACAAACAGCUUAGCAACUGCAUGGAUACUCUUACUAUGUUGGAUCUUGCACCCCCUACAAGAAAGUUGAUGAUGUGGAAGAAGUCAGGAGGAGUAGAUAAACUUCUGUCCCGUACUACACAGCCUUUGAUUAAUGCUGAGCUACAAACGUUGUUUGCAAAUUGCUUUAAGUAUCAUGGCUUUAAGACUGGAAGAAAAGGUAUACAGACAGAGUCUGAAACUGAAGAAACAAGACGAGAGAGAGAGACUACAGAGAUGUUGAUAAGAGAAGAGUCAAGUUACCUGCAAGAGUCAGCUCAGACAGAAACGGAGAGAACUAUUACUGACGAUUCAUUUGUGUUGGCAUUACAGAAUGGCAGAAAUGAGGAUGCUAAUAACAUUGAUGAGGCUAUAGAGAUGGUGAGGAAUGAUCAAGACAGUGAAGAAAGAAGGUGGAACAAAAGAACUCUUCGAAUAUUGAACACUUUACGGUACAUCAACAAAUCAGGAGUGAGUUCUGUCAGUUUUUUGGAGCUCUGUAGGAACAAUGACCGGAAACAAGUUUCAGCCAAGUUUUACAGCUUCCUUGUUCUAAAGAAACAGCUGGCGAUUGAGCUUACACAGUGCGCUCCCUAUGCUGAUAUUAUAGCGACUGUGGGUACAAAGUUCCAUACUAUCUGAGAGCUAGCAUAGCCUACACAUACCAUUCAGAGAGACUGCUUAAAAACUGUGCUCUGAGUUUUUCAAAAAUUCUUUU
Messenger RNA from Chrysemys picta bellii (western painted turtle), 2283 nucleotides. It is a transcript of the gene RAD21L1, whose product is annotated as RAD21 cohesin complex component like 1. Gene Ontology annotation, cellular component: meiotic cohesin complex. Lineage: Eukaryota; Metazoa; Chordata; Testudines; Emydidae. Gene Ontology annotation, biological process: sister chromatid cohesion; replication-born double-strand break repair via sister chromatid exchange. Gene Ontology annotation, molecular function: protein binding; chromatin binding. The record is from RefSeq and is a predicted model, not a curated record.